This is a messenger RNA of Octodon degus (degu), 1062 nucleotides long. It is a transcript of the gene Asns, whose product is annotated as asparagine synthetase (glutamine-hydrolyzing). The coding region runs from base 115 to 1062 and encodes 315 amino acids. Gene Ontology annotation, molecular function: asparagine synthase (glutamine-hydrolyzing) activity. The transcript has 7 exons. The record is from RefSeq and is a predicted model, not a curated record. Lineage: Eukaryota; Metazoa; Chordata; Mammalia; Rodentia; Octodontidae. Gene Ontology annotation, cellular component: cytosol.
AAAUGCUUAGAAGACCGGUAGAACUUAGUAUUACCCUCAGUGGUUCGUGUGAUCUUCUAUUACACCCUCCGUGUGCAAUGUGGAGUUCAGAAAAGCCCGGAACUCGGUGGCACCAUGUGUGGCAUUUGGGCCCUCUUUGGCAGCGACCACUGCCUCUCAGCGCAGUGCCUGAGUGCUAUGAAGAUUGCCCACAGGGGUCCAGAUGCAUUCCGGUUUGAGAAUGUCAACGGCUACACCAACUGCUGCUUUGGCUUCCACCGCCUGGCAGUGGUGGAUCCUCUGUUCGGAAUGCAGCCAAUUCGACUGAGGAAAUACCCUUCUUUGUGGCUCUGUUACAAUGGCGAAAUCUACAACCACAGGGCGCUGCAACAAUACUUUGAAUUUGAAUACCAGACCAAUGUGGAUGGAGAGAUACUUCUUCAUCUGUACAACAGAGGAGGCAUUGAGCAGACCGCUCGCAUGCUAGAUGGGGUGUUUGCCUUCAUUUUACUGGACACUGCCAACAGGAAAGUAUUCUUGGGCAGAGACACGUAUGGAGUGAGACCUAUGUUCAGAGCCUUGACAGAGGAUGGAUUUCUGGCUGUGUGUUCAGAAGCUAAAGGUCUCGUUACACUGAAGCACUCCACAACUCCGUUUCUCAAGGUGGAGCCUUUUCCUCCAGGACACUAUGAAGUUUUGGAUCUAAAGCCCAGUGGCAAAGUGACAUCUGUGGAAAUGGUUAAAUUUCAUCACUGCACCGACGAGCCCGCGCAUGUGUGCCACGACGGCGUGGAAAAACUCUUUCCCGGUUUUGAGCUGGAAACUGUGAAGAGCAACCUCCGAAUCCUUUUUAACAAUGCGGUUAAGAAGCGUUUGAUGACAGACAGAAGGAUCGGCUGCCUUUUAUCAGGCGGCUUGGACUCCAGCUUGGUUGCUGCCACUCUGCUGAAGCAUCUAAAAGAGGCCCAAGUACAGUAUCCCCUGCAGACGUUCGCCAUCGGCAUGGAGGACAGUCCUGAUUUGCUGGCUGCUAGAAAAUCAAGGCAUGGCGUGGUGUUAAAGUCUUUGUCUUUGGAGUUUUAA